This is a messenger RNA of Lates calcarifer (barramundi perch), 1327 nucleotides long. RefSeq names its product KxDL motif containing 1 (gene kxd1). Bases 190 to 744 code for a protein of 184 amino acids. NCBI's taxonomy places the organism in Eukaryota, Metazoa, Chordata, Actinopteri, Centropomidae. Gene Ontology annotation, biological process: lysosome localization. The record is from RefSeq and is a predicted model, not a curated record. The transcript is spliced from 5 exons. Gene Ontology annotation, cellular component: BORC complex.
UGUCGGUCCUGUGACAGGAAGUUAAAAAAAACACGGAUGUGCUUUGUUUUUGUUUUACAGCCAGCUGUCAGAUGUAGCUUUAGGCUGCAGAUGUAAGUUUAAAUCCGUUAUUUAAACAGGAGGAGGUCGACAAACAACCAUCGUGAGACCUGAGUUUCUAUUUGCAGGUUUUUUGUCUUGAUCUUCAUCAUGGUGGAGCCAACAGCAUCCGGUGUGUUCUGCAGCAGGAUGCUGAGCAUGGUCAACUCUGAGGAUGUUAACGCCAUCAUCCAGGCUCAGAGACACAUGCUUGACCGCUUUGAGAAAACCAAUGAAAUGCUGAUCAACUUCAAUGGGCUGUCUAACGUGCGACUGCAGCAGAUGAACGAACGCUUCCUGCUCCACACCCGCACCCUUGUGGAGAUGAAGAAAGAUCUAGACAGUAUCUUCAGAAGGAUCAGGACACUAAAAGGGAAGAUCUCUAAGCAGUACCCAGAAGCUUUCAGCAAUAUCCAUGAGUCACCGAUCUUAGAGGACGACGAUGACGAGUUUGAUCCAGUUCUCCCGAGUGUUGCCACAACAAUCACAACGGCCACCUCAGAGCAGAGCACAGAGUCAUGUGACACAAGUCCAGAUGUGAUCUCGCCUACCGUGAGCAGAUGCUCUGAGGAUCUCUCUCAAGAGCUGCCCGACACGCCCACUUCUGACUUCCUAGACACGGCUGUCCUGCGGGAUGAAGGUCCUGACUCUGUACCUGCAGAAUAGAGUGGACAGUUUGUGAAUGGACUAAGCUUUGUCCUUAAAACCGUUUUAGCAGCAGGAUGUGUUGUAUAUUUGAGUAUGUGUUGGCCUCCACAAUAUUUGCUGACUUUUCCAGUCAUUAAUUUAUCUGUUGGAAAGAGCAUCUCAAUGUUGAUCGAUGAUGGAAGUGGCUAUGAACUGUUCAUGAGGAUUUUGGACACUUUUUGGCAUGCUUAUUUGUCAGCCUCAGCCUGCACAGCACUAAAAUAAUGCAGAUAAUACUUGAAGUUGUAUAGUAUCUCACUAUAGAUAUAUCUGUCUUAUUGACAGUAAACCUAAGCAAAAGCCCUCACUCAUCAUCUGAUCAUAAGCAUAUUUCAUUUAUUUUUGAGUUUGAGGAGAUGCACACCUGACUGAGGGAAGAAGUCUCAUGAUGUUUCUUAAUGAUUUAUGUUAUUUGAAAGACAAAAAUUAGUGCUCAACUUGAAUAAUAUUAUGUGAAUAGAAUGUGAGUUCUUAAUUCUGUUGUUGUGGUACUGUUAACAACAUUUUCAUAUUGCAGCAAUGUUAUUCUUUGGAGCUCUAUUAAAACCAGAGGUAUGAAUGA